Clunio marinus is the source of this 357-nucleotide messenger RNA. NCBI's taxonomy places the organism in Eukaryota, Metazoa, Arthropoda, Insecta, Diptera, Chironomidae. The record is from the annotation of a GenBank genome assembly.
AUGAGACUGUGGUUCUCAUGGUUUUCACAAGAACCAAAUCAAUUAUUUAGGAAGAUAAACUUGAAGUGCACUCUAAACUUCACUUUUCAUUUUAUCCUUAAGCUUUUGAUGAUGAUAUGUAUGCUGAUCAUACAUUACAUCUCACAAGACUGUUACGAAUUGUUAAAUGGAAAAGAAGAAAUUCUAAAUCGAAUUCGAAGCAGUUUGAGGAAUAAUAACAAUAAAGAGACACAACAAAGCACGAACAACUGCCGUAAUGCUCAUAAUUUCUAUCUGCAAUUUCAUUAUCGAAGAGAAAUACUUGAGGAUUAUACGGGAAUGGUUUUUGAUACCAAAUCAUUGCAAUAUUAUGAUUAA